Molecule: messenger RNA, 1125 nt
Organism: Pseudozyma hubeiensis SY62
Lineage: Eukaryota; Fungi; Basidiomycota; Ustilaginomycetes; Ustilaginales; Ustilaginaceae
Exons: 1
Coding region: 1-1125 (374 amino acids)
Source: RefSeq, a predicted model, not a curated record
AUGGUAGCCACACGCAGGUCAGCAUCCGGUGCUCAAUCGGGUACCAAGUCCGAGUCCACCGAUGCCAAGGUCGGCGACAAGCGAGACAACGACAAGGUGUCUUCCUCCAAGCCCACCAAGUCCGAGCCGGACCACUCGGAGCCAGACACCAAGAAGCCCAAGACCGCCGACUCUAGCAAGACUGAUUCGAUCCUCGAAUCCCAGCAGUCCAAGCUCGAAUCCUUCUCCGACUCUCUCACCUGGCUCCAUUCCGACGCCGCCUGGUCCCUCGCCCACCCGGACAUCCCCGAUGGACAGGGCGAGACCGACCUCGCCGCUGAAGGCGGUGAGACCGUCCGAACACCUCCCGAGCCGUUCGAGAACAAGCGCUCUGGUGCUGGCGAAGCAGGUCAUCUCUCCUAUCCAAACUCCGACUUGACCGCUUUCCAAAACCUGCUCUGUGCCAUCCUCCUUAGCAAACCCAUCUCCCACCGACUCGGUCUGCGCAGCAUCGAAACGCUUCUCAACAAGCCCUAUCUCUUCCGCACCGCUCAAGAUCUCAUCGAUGCUGGCAACGAAGGUCGUCGUGCCGCACUCUGGGAAGCUAGGACCCAACACAAGGAGAAGACCGCCGUGCAGCUCGGGAGUCUCGCUGAAGGCAUCACCUCCCUCUGCCAGGAUGCGAAGGACAAAGAUGCAGCUCGCGACAAUCUCGAACCCAUUCUCGAAAAAGCGCUUUCGCAGGCUAGCGACAAGAACGACUCGUUCGAGGUCGCAGAACAGGUCAAAGCCGUUCUCACAAAGGAGGUCAACGGCCUCGGUCCAGGCGGUGUAGACAUCUUCCUGCGCCGUGUCCAGUCCCAAUGGCCUCAGGUGUUCCCCUUUGCCGACGAGAGGUCUCUCAAUGCUGCGGUCAAGUUCGACCUCAUCUCUCAAGCUGAUCUCGACAAGGGUGUUGAGCAAGCGACCAAGAAGCUGGCGGACAAGGUCGCCGAUCAUGUCGGAUUUCCGGUGGAGGAUGCAAAGGGUGAAGAUGAAGAGGCAGAGUGCGGGAGGUGGUGGUUCGUCAGGACGCUGGAUGUGUUGAUCGGAUUGGACAUCGAGAAGAAGAUCGAUGAGGCCGCAAAGCAGGCGUCCGGAAAGUGA